Molecule: messenger RNA, 1763 nt
Organism: Etheostoma spectabile (orangethroat darter)
Lineage: Eukaryota; Metazoa; Chordata; Actinopteri; Perciformes; Percidae
Gene: rabl2
Product: RAB, member of RAS oncogene family-like 2
Exons: 8
Coding region: 644-1309 (221 amino acids)
Molecular function (GO): GTPase activity; GTP binding
Source: RefSeq, a predicted model, not a curated record
AGGCAUCUGUAAGGACAGCACAGCUAGGACCAUGACGAACCGUGGUCCUUCAGGCGUCCUCGUUGCAUAGAAACGAAAACAGUCAGAGAAAUCAUGGAGCAUCUACAAACUUUUGAUCUGAUCACCUAGCUAGCGUUAGAUUAAUGUAGAGAACCAACAGACCUUUCUUUGUGAUAGACGAACGUAACAUACCAGCCAGCCAGCGACAUUUGGAUAAGUACCAAACAAACGCUAUCACCUCUAACGUUACUUCAACGGCGCUAGCCGACUGUUAGCAGUCGUUGUUUCUCCUUUCGGUUGCAUUGUGAAGGUAGCUAACGGUAACGAUACAGGUCUCUUAAGAGACUUUGAAAAGACCAAUGUAAUCUGUACUAUUCUCAUCUUUAGCUAGCGUCAGUUGUGUCGAUGUGUGGACCGACGUACUAGUGAGCGAUAUCAAGCCGAACCACACGAUGUUAACCUCAGCUAACGUUGACCCAUGGAGAGCUAGCUAACGCUCGUUACCGUCCAUAGCUACCCUUCGAAUGCCAGCGCCUGCACGAGCUGAAGUUAUUUAUUCAGGUGUUUGUCAAUGUAGCUAGGAAAGCGUCGACUAAUACAAUAAUUCCAGUCAAAGCGAUAGAAAGUUCAGAAAGAUAGUAAAAUGGCUGGCGACGUUGGCAGCAUCCCUGAACUGGACCAAAAGAAGUACGAUUCAGACGAGCAGGUGAAGAUCAUCUGUUUGGGAGACAGCGCAGUUGGUAAAUCUAAGCUGAUGGAGAGGUUUCUCAUGGAUGAAUAUCGUCCCCAGCAGUUGUCCACCUAUGCUUUGACUCUCUACAAACACACAGCCACUGUAGGAAACAAGACAGUAGCUAUAGAUUUCUGGGACACCGCUGGUCAGGAGAGAUUUCAGAGCAUGCAUCCCUCAUACUACCACAAAGCACAUGCAUGCAUCAUGGUUUUUGAUGUUCAAAGGAAGAUCACGUAUAAGAAUCUGGCCAGCUGGUAUAAGGAGCUGAGAGAGUAUAGACCAGAGAUACCCUGCUGUGUGGUGGCCAACAAAAUUGAUGCUGAUUCGAAGGUGACACAAAGAAGCUUUAGCUUUGGAAAGAAGCAAGGACUGCCGUUCUACUUCGUAUCAGCGGCUGAUGGGACUAAUGUUGUUAAGAUGUUCAGAGAGAUGAUCAAGAGAGCACUGGACUACAAGCAAAACCCCAGCGACUUCAUGGACGAAGUGAUGCAAGAAUUAGAGAACUUUGACCUGGAGAAGAAGGAAAAUAAUUCAGAUGAGGAUGGAUUGAAAGCAGGAAGUCCCGGGUUGGUCUGAAAGAUGUUUACAGAUCCUCCAAACCCUCUGGUCAUCUCAUGGAUAGGUUAUCCUCCUCUGGGGUUGAUGCUCAACACACCUUUUGUACUUUUGGUGGUCUGCAUUUAUACCAUUGGUUUGUAAGUCUCUCACUGGAGGUCGGCAGACAGUCUUUUAGUCAGGUUUGACGUCACUGCCCUCCAUCCCUCCAGUGACAUUGGUAGUGAAAUAAACAUGAUUGAAUAAUUAGGAAUUGUGUUGUUUACCAGGUUCAUUUAGCCACCGUACUUAUCAACAAUAUAUACUAUAAUAAUAGUAGAACAUCCUACAAUGAGACUGAAUGUCUUUUAUUUUGUAAUAAGAAUGUGAGGCAUUGGAAACUAACUCACACAGAGCAAAGAACAUGUGAUGGACCGUAUUUGCUGCUGUUCUCGAUGUAUUUGUGUAGUAUUGUGUGCAGAGCCAGCUUCUGUUG